CGGCGGUUGCCGGGGGAGCGGUAACCAAGGCCGCAGUGGAAGCCUGAAGCGGAGCUGGGGACGUUUGGAAGAGCCGUUUAUUGCUAAAUUGCGAUCACAAUUUUUCAAUGUCGGGUUUGCAUUGAUCAAGUUAAGCGUAUAGCGAGCCGGGAAUCUGCUACCAGUGGCAGGCAUGGUGAAACUGCGGGCCAAAUGCCUCCUGGCCGGUGACUCCACUGUUGGGAAAAGUGCUUUGGUGCAAGUAUUCCGUAGUGAAAGUGCUCAUUUUCUGAAAAAUUAUACCUUGACAACUGGAGUGGAUAUCUUUGUAAAUCCAGUCCUCAUACCAGACACAUCGGACAGUGUGGAGCUUUUCCUAUUUGAUUCUUCGGGAAAAGAAAUCUUCUAUGACACGGUGGAAAGUCAAUGGGAGCUCGCCGGCGCUAUCUGCCUUGUGUACGACAUCACCAACGCCACAUCCUUCAGCAGCUGCACAAAGUGGCUGGAAAGAGCCCAGGCUCAGGCUCCCAACGGCCAGUUGCCAGGAGUUCUUGUUGGCAACAAAAUGGAUCUAGCAAGCAGGCGCAUUGUGGAGUACAAACAGGCAGAGGACUGGGCAGCCAGCCAGGGCAUGGAAUACUUUGAAACCUCAGCUAAAGAGAUGGAGAAUUGCGACAGUCCGUUCCUGAGCCUGGCCAAAGCAUUUCACCGUAUGUACGAGGAGAAGCUGGAACACAUCCAGUGCGUUGUGUGAGACCAGCCCCUUGCGGACGUUUGACCGUCAUUUCCUCUUCCUGCCCAGUGGAGUGACUACAUUGUAAUCAGACGCCUCUUCAAGAACUCGCCCUAUCUGGCAUACCAGAUCCACCAGAGCCUAGAGCAGUAAAUCCUCGUUGUAACAGACCCCUUUAUAACGGAUGUUGGAUAUAGCGGACAUACCUGCUGAUGCCAGACCCAGUAUUAACCAUCAUCUACAGUUCUUUAUUUCAACUACAUACAAUGAUAACUUUGAAGAAGGGUCUCGACCCAAAAUGUCACCCAUUUAUUCUAUCCAGAGGUGAUGCCAGUCCCGCUGAGUUCCUUCAGAUUUUUGUGUCUAUCUUUUGUUUUAACCAGCAUCUGCAGUUCCUUCCUACACAUGAUCAGUGGCGGACUGGCCAGGGUGUCAGCUUGCCCGAUGGCAAGUGGGCCCCCUAUAUCAAGUGGGCCCCUGAUGAAGUGGGCCCCCUUUGUCUCCUGGCAACCAAUAUUUUUAGACCCAGUCCGCCACUGCACAUGAUAAUACCUCAGUUAUAACAGACAAUCAGCAAUAACGUACUCCUUCCCUCCCCUCCUAUGGUCUGUUAUAACGGUGGUUUACUGGACUCUGCUUUGACCCUCGCUCACCUAUUUUAUUGCUUUGUACCCUCGUAUCAAUGUAAACUCCAUUUCUCUGUAUUUAUCUUUCCCUUUCUACUCACAUCUCUCUCUCUCGCAAAUACCUGCAUGCUAUAAAUCAACCAGGUGAUGUCUGAAAGUGCCACUGUGACAGGACCAGUUGCAAGCUCCUGUGUUAAAAGCGUCAGGGAGAGACCACUGAAAACUGCUUCAGUUCAAACGGUGAAGGGGAGAUUGGGAAUUUCUGUAACGCAGUUCGAUUUAAGCGCCCAUUUGUUCUCCCUGCAUUCCAUGGCUAAUGCAGACAGGCUGGUUAGCAGACAGUGAAGUCUGUUUUCCAUUACUUUGAGGUUUGAGUGGAAGUAUUUUAUUAUGUGAACCCAUGUUACUGGUUUAAACCCCGUGGUCCAGUUUUGUGCAGAAAUGUAAAGGGCUUGUAAUAAUAAUAAUAAUAAUAAAUUUUAUUUAUGGGCGCCUUUCAAGAGUCUCAAGGACACCGUACAAAAAUUUAGCAAGUAGAGGAAAAACAUGUAAGCGGAAUGAAAUAAAUAGUAGAGACAUGACUAGUACACAAAUUAAAGACAGAAUUCAAUUCAAAACACAAUAUGAGGCAAUUCAAGCACAGAUGAAAAGGGAAGGGGGACGUGGGGCUAAGGAUAGGCAGAGGUGAAGAGAUGGGUCUUGAGGCGGGACUGGAAGAUGGUGAGGGACACGGAAUUGCGGAUCAGUUGGGGGAGGGAGUUCCAGAGCCUGGGAGCUGCCCUGGAGAAGGCUCUGUCCCCAAAACUGCGGAGGUUGGAUUUGUACCACUUUCACAACCUAAUUCACAACCUUUAUUACUCGUGGACAUUUUUCAUCAUGUUGAAAAAACGCCCCGACCUACAUGAUGCCAGGAGUACCUCCGACUAGCAUCACGAACUACCUAGGACCUCCUACGACCUUGUGACGACCAUGCUGCGAGUAUGAGUCAAGGGCAAACUCAGCAGGCGUCGUGAAUUAGGUCGUGAAAGUGGAACAGGCCCUUUACUUUAGUAAGGCAUUUUAUUAAACAAAAUAUUGGCAUUGUAACAUUUAACGGGCUGCGAUUCUUUUUACUUUAGUCUUGAAAUUAUUUCCUCUUUGGGACAAGAGUGAGCUUGCAUUUAAUCAGCACCUUUUCCAAUCGGAGGACAUCCUGAUCUGCAGCCUGUGAAGGCUACACAUUUGUCUCGACAAUUCUCCACAUUUACAGCCUGUUUAGUGUAGGUUGUGGGAUAUAUCUUGAUCAGGACCUAGGGGAAAAUUUAUCAGCCUUUCUUCAGAAUAGUGUGUUAGAGUCAUAUAGUGAUACAGUGUGGAAACAGGCCCUUCGGCCCAACUUGCCCACACCGGCCAACAUGUCCCAGCUACACUAGUCCCAGCUACCCGCAUUUGGUGCAAAACCCUCCAAACCUGUCUUAUCCAUGUACCUGUCUAACUUAAAUGUUGGGAUAGUCCCUGCCUCAACUACCUCCUCUGGCAGCUUGCUCCAUACAUCCACCACCUUUUGUGUGAAAAAGUUACCCUUCAGAUUCCUAUUCAAUCUUUUCCCCUUCACCUUAAACCUAUGUCCUCUGGUCCUAGAUUCACCUACUCUGGGCAAGAGACUCUGUGUAUCUGUGGAAUUCAUUGUUGUGGAAUGUUUUACUACUGCAGUAUUUUGUUAUCAGAUUUUUCAUAUUCUCAGGUCUGGAACAUAAGAUAUUAGAGAUAUCUAAUAUUUCUCUUUCCACCGAUGCAGCCUGAUCUGCUGGGUGUUUCCAGCAGUUUUUAUUUUUAUUUUUUAUUUCCUUACAACAUAAAAGUUGGCCUCAGGGGCCAUUAAAUCUA
Amblyraja radiata (thorny skate) is the source of this 3204-nucleotide messenger RNA. RefSeq names its product intraflagellar transport 27 homolog (Chlamydomonas) (gene ift27). The transcript is spliced from 7 exons. Gene Ontology annotation, molecular function: GTP binding; GTPase activity. The record is from RefSeq and is a predicted model, not a curated record. The coding region runs from base 173 to 733 and encodes 186 amino acids. Lineage: Eukaryota; Metazoa; Chordata; Chondrichthyes; Rajiformes; Rajidae.